This is a messenger RNA of Phaethon lepturus (White-tailed tropicbird), 717 nucleotides long. RefSeq names its product MORN repeat containing 3 (gene MORN3). The transcript is spliced from 5 exons. The record is from RefSeq and is a predicted model, not a curated record. Lineage: Eukaryota; Metazoa; Chordata; Aves; Phaethontiformes; Phaethontidae. The coding region runs from base 1 to 717 and encodes 238 amino acids.
AUGCCCAUUGUAAAAUACCCCAGGGCUACAGAGCCGCUCUGGCGUGAAUGGGACAGGAAAGCACAGAAAUGUGGAUUAAGACACACAAUCUAUGCUGUAAAUGGGGAUCAGUAUACUGGAGAAUGGCUGGACAACUUGAAACACGGUAAAGGCACCCAGAUAUGGAAACGCACCGGAGCUAUUUAUAGUGGUGACUGGAAGUUUGGGAAACGGGAUGGUUACGGCUCAUACAGCAUUCCUGACCCCAUAACCAAGGAAUACAAGAAGGUGUAUACAGGAUGGUGGAAAAAUGACCGAAAAUGCGGCUACGGGGCAACGUUUUACCCUGUUGGGGAGCGCUACGAGGGUGAGUGGAGCGAUGGGCUGCGGAGCGGCUGGGGACGGAUGUACUACCGGGACGGCUCCAUCUACGAGGGGCAGUGGCUGGAGGACCAGCCCGACGGGCAGGGAAUGCUGCGGCUCUCAAAUGAAAAUCGGUAUGAAGGAGGUUGGAAAGAUGGAAAGAAGCAUGGCCCAGGGAAAUUUUUCUACUUGGAUAAGGGACAGCUGUUUGAAGGUAUCUGGGCAGCAGAUAUACCAAAAUGCGGAAUUCUCAUUGACUUUGGCAGAGAUGAAGCUCCUGCCCCUACUCAGUAUCCAAUCCCAAAGAUUGAACUAGCUGAUCCAGAUGGUGUUUUAGCAGAGGCCCAGGCGAUGUUUGAUGACAGCCAAAAUUAA